AUGGAUGCUGUGGAAGCCCCCGAGAAGAUGCCCGUCGACACCACGGCCGAGGAUGGCCGCUCCGAGGCACUGGUCAAUGCGUCGGGUCAUCGUCAAGAGCUGGAACGGAACUUCAGCUUGCUCAGUAUCUGCGCCGUCGCCGUCACCACCGGAAACACAUGGAUUGCGCAGGGAGGUAGUUUGGUCACUGCUUUGGGCAAUGGUGGUCCAGCGGGAGUGAUCUAUGAAUUCAUUGCUGUUUCUGUUUGUUACUGGAUGGUUGCAGCGUCAAUUGCAGAAUUGGCUUCGGCUAUGCCCACUGCCAGUGGAGUGUACCACUGGGCCUCGAUCACGGCUGGAAAAUAUGGCCGUGUCUGCGGCUUCUUUGCUGGAUUCUGGAACUGUCUCGCAUGGAUCCUGGGCGCUGCUUCAAUGGCCGCCAUCCUGGGACAACAGACCGUUUCCAUGUAUGCGCUCAUGCAUCCGGGCUUUAUCCCUCAGGCAUGGCACGUCUUCAUCAGCUUCGUCAUCUGCACCUGGCUGUGCUGCUGCAUCGUGCUCUUUAUGAACCGCGUCCUACCUCACAUCGGCAACCUGGGCAUGUUCUUCAUCCUCGCCGGUGUGCUCAUCACUAUCAUCGUUUGCGCGGUCAUGCCUCAUGUCAACGGAGCCCCCUAUGCGUCCGAUGAGGCCGUGUGGCGGACUUGGGACAAUGCCACUGGAUGGUCGAGCAACGGCUUUGUCUUUGUCGCGGGGAUGCUCAACGGUGCUUACAGUGUAGGCACCCCUGACUGCUCCACUCAUCUUGCAGAGGAGAUCCCAAGACCAAGCCGCAAUAUCCCCAAAGCCGUCCUUGCACAAAUGUCCGUCGGCUUCGUCACCGGUCUCGUGUAUAUGAUUGCCGUCUUCUAUUCCAUCAACGACCUCGACGCUGUCUUGAACAGCCCCUAUGGCUUCCCCCUUGCCGAGAUUUACCGCCAGGCAACAGGCUCGCGUGGUGGUGCUCUUGGUCUGCUGAUCGUCGCUUUCUUGCCCACGGUUAUCACAUGCGCUGGUUGCUACAUCACCGCUGGUCGUACCCUCUGGACCCUCUCCCGCGAUCACGCGACUCCCUUCUCCGGCUGGCUGGGCCGUAUCAACAGUCGGAUGCACAACCCCUUCAACGCAACCUUGACCUGCGGCGUCAUAAUCACCCUCCUCGCUUGCAUCUACGUCGGAUCCACGACCGCGUUCAAUGCCUUUGUCGGAUGCUUCGUGCAGCUCUCCUCCCUCUCCUACUUCGCCGCCAUCUUCCCUCACAUCCUCACCCGCCGCGCCUCCUUCAAGCCCGGAUACUUCUGGAUGGGCCGUAUCGGCUAUGCCGUCAACAUCUUCAGCUCCGCCUACAUCCUCGCUUUCGUGGUGAUCUUCUGCUUCCCCUAUGCCAUACCCACCAAUGCUGCCUCGAUGAACUACGCCAGUCUAAUGACCGGUGGCCUGACCAUUUUCGUCGCGAUUUGGUGGUUCUUCCGGCAGGGCUCGUACGAGGGACCCAAGAACAUCCCGCUGACAGACAAGGCUGUGCUGGAUGACGCAAGAUAG
Messenger RNA from Aspergillus clavatus NRRL 1, 1560 nucleotides. RefSeq names its product putative choline transport protein. Gene Ontology annotation, molecular function: transmembrane transporter activity. NCBI's taxonomy places the organism in Eukaryota, Fungi, Ascomycota, Eurotiomycetes, Eurotiales, Aspergillaceae. The record is from RefSeq and is a predicted model, not a curated record. Gene Ontology annotation, cellular component: membrane. Gene Ontology annotation, biological process: transmembrane transport; amino acid transport. Bases 1 to 1560 code for a protein of 519 amino acids. The transcript is spliced from 5 exons.